Ornithorhynchus anatinus (platypus) is the source of this 2701-nucleotide messenger RNA. RefSeq names its product phosphodiesterase 1C (gene PDE1C). Gene Ontology annotation, biological process: signal transduction. The record is from RefSeq and is a predicted model, not a curated record. The transcript is spliced from 19 exons. Gene Ontology annotation, molecular function: 3',5'-cyclic-nucleotide phosphodiesterase activity. The coding region runs from base 24 to 2273 and encodes 749 amino acids. Lineage: Eukaryota; Metazoa; Chordata; Mammalia; Monotremata; Ornithorhynchidae.
ACCGCUCCCCCGGGCGCAGCGGGAUGGGGUCGGGCUCCUCCGCCCUGGCCCGGACCUCCGCCUCCGCGCAGCCCUCCGGGACUGCCCCGGCCCCGCAGGACAGCCGCCGGACACCCCCGCGGCCCCGGAGACGGCCACGGCGGGGCGAGGAGGAGGAGGAGGGAUGCUCGGAGCCGGGGGGCCCGCAGCAGCUCUCCCCGCUCCUGGAGACCCGAGGACCCCCAGUGGCCAACGAGGCAGGAGACCGAAGUGGUCGUUCGCUCGCCCGUUUUUCUCGGUCCAAAUCCCAAAAUUGCCUGUGGAACUCUCUGAUCGAUGGGCUCACUGGGAACGUCAAGGAAAAGGCCAAAGCGGCCAUCAUCCACGACCCCCGGGCCCCUGAGGAGAUCCUGGCGGACGACCUGCCUCAGCUGGACAGCCCCGAAGCCUUGGUGAAGACGUCUUUCAGGAGAAAAUACAAGAAGACAUCUCAGAGGCUACGCUCUUUGGUGAAGCAACUCGAGAGAGGAGAGGCCUCCGUCGUUGACCUCAAAAAGAAUCUGGAAUAUGCCGCCACAGUGCUUGAAUCCGUGUACAUCGAUGAGACCCGGCGUCUCCUGGACACCGAAGAUGAGCUCAGUGACAUUCAGUCGGAUGCUGUGCCCUCCGAAGUCCGGGACUGGCUGGCCUCCACCUUCACGCGGCAGAUGGGGAUGAUGCUCAGAAGGAGUGAGGAGAAGCCGAGGUUCAAGAGCAUCGUCCACGCGGUGCAGGCUGGGAUAUUCGUCGAGAGAAUGUACAGACGGACAUCGAACAUGGUCGGACUUAGCUAUCCUCCUGCUGUGAUUGAAGCAUUGAAGAAUGUAGAUAAGUGGUCCUUCGAUGUAUUUACCCUGAAUGAUGCCAGUGGAGAUCACGCGCUGAAAUUCAUUUUCUACGAACUGCUCACACGCUAUGAUCUGAUCAGCCGUUUCAAGAUUCCGAUCUCGGCGUUGGUUUCGUUCGUGGAAGCGUUGGAGGUGGGCUACAGCAAACAUAAAAACCCGUAUCACAACCUGAUGCAUGCGGCCGACGUGACCCAGACCGUCCACUACCUGCUGUACAAGACAGGGGUGGCGAACUGGCUGACGGAGCUGGAGAUCUUCGCCAUCAUCUUCUCGGCCGCCAUCCACGACUACGAGCACACCGGAACUACCAACAACUUCCAUAUCCAGACGCGUUCUGAUUCGGCCAUCCUGUACAAUGACAGAUCGGUGCUGGAGAGUCAUCACGUGAGUGCAGCGUACCGCCUUCUGCAAGAGGACGAGGAGAUGAAUAUUUUGUCCAAUCUCUCCAAAGAUGACUGGAGGGAAUUCCGUGCCCUGGUGAUUGAAAUGGUCAUGGCGACUGACAUGUCUUGCCACUUCCAGCAGAUCAAGGCAAUGAAGAGCGCUCUCCAGCAGCCGGAAGAGAUCGACAAGCCGAAAGCCUUAUCUCUGAUGCUGCACACGGCAGACAUUAGCCAUCCAGCCAAGGCCUGGGACCUUCAUCACCGCUGGACCAUGUCCCUGCUGGAGGAGUUCUUCCGACAGGGCGACAAGGAGGCUGAACUUGGACUUCCCUUCUCGCCCCUGUGUGACCGCAAAUCCACCAUGGUGGCCCAAUCUCAAGUAGGCUUCAUCGAUUUCAUCGUGGAACCCACGUUCACGGUGCUGACCGACAUGACGGAGAAGAUCGUCACUCCGCUCCUUGACGAGCCGCCCCAGACGGGGGCCACCGGCUACCGGCGUUCCAGUCUCAACAACCUCAGCCCUUCGGAAGCCAAGAGGUGCAGCGUGAAGAGCACCGGCUCAGAAGGAAGCACCUCACUCAACAGCUCCGUCCUCGCCGUCGACUACAAAACCUUCAAGGCCACCUGGACGGAGGUCGUGCAUGUGAACCGCGAGCGCUGGAAAGCCAAGGUGCCCAAAGAAGAGAAAGCCAAGAGGGAAGCUGAAGAGAAGGCCCGCUUGGCGGAAGAGAAGACGAAAGAGGCAGAAGCAAAGACUCAAGGUGAAGAAGGCGCGUUGGGAAAGACGGAAAAGAAAAAGCCUCAAGUUGGGGAAAACAAGGACCCGGAAAGCCGCAAGAGUCAAGGGAGUGGCCCGCACGCUAAUCAGAGUGAUUCCUCCCUCGGGAAAAAUCCAGCCAGAGCAGAGAAGCCAUCCGGGGAGAAGAAGAAAGUACAGAACGGUGAAUUACAGGGCGAUAAGGACAAGAUGGAACAGUCCGGCUUUGGAAGCGACUCCAAGAAGACAGAUGAUACGGAAGAGUAAAAAAAAAAAAUCCUUAUUCCCCAAAACCAAGACCGAACAUGUCUUUCACCAAUUUAGCUGAGUCUUCUCCACCCUUCUCUCCUUCUUCCUUCACAAAGACUGUUGUUAGAGGAAGACGGCCACCUCUCAAACACCAAAAAAACACACCCCAGAGCGGCCUCCUCCUCCUCUUCCUCUCCCUUCUCUUCUUUCUCCUGCUCGCUCACAGCGAAUGACUCUUGGGGGGCUUCAGGAGGGGCUUUAACGCUCCUGGGGAGGGGGCGAUAUCUCCCCAUACAGAAGGGAUCCAUCCCAGGACUCCUGGCUAGGACUCCGCCUUGGGCAGAGGGGGCAUCGCACGCUUGCGAUAGUGAAGCGAUACACUGAAAGAGGCUUGGAAUCUCCCCAAACUGUUAUUAUUAUCCUCAACAUUGAAUAUUGUUAUUAUC